Molecule: messenger RNA, 1239 nt
Organism: Daldinia vernicosa
Lineage: Eukaryota; Fungi; Ascomycota; Sordariomycetes; Xylariales; Hypoxylaceae
Product: PAPA-1-like conserved region-domain-containing protein
Exons: 3
Coding region: 1-1239 (412 amino acids)
Biological process (GO): chromatin remodeling
Cellular component (GO): Ino80 complex
Source: RefSeq, a predicted model, not a curated record
AUGACAUCCCGCCCUCGUCGUGCAGCCGCCCAGAGGGCAAAUACGGCUAUAACUGACAUGGUCGAUAGCGACAACCAUAUCAAUAGUCGUACGGGCAGAACAAUGUCCUCCAGGACUUCUCGCCGAUCUGAGGGUAAGAGUGCCGCGGCAUCUGACUUGCGCGGUCCUCCUUCCGAACCCUCAGAUUCUAACCAGCAUAUCCAUUUUACAGUUAAGCUUCCAGCAAGCAAGCUUCGCCAGGCUACUUCUAGCCGCCAGCAACCUUCAACUCCUAGAGCCGGGGAUGGAAAGCGGAAUCGUUCUCAGAAGAAGAGCUACGUUGUAGAAUCUAGCGAAGACGACGAAGACGAGGCUGAAGACGAAGUUCAAGUUGAAGAGGAUGACGACGACGAUGACGAUGACGACGAUGAAGAUGCCGAGGGAGAAGAUGACGACAUGGCGGAUGAAGACGCCGAAGGUGAAAUCGUUGUCGACGACACUAUGGACAUCGAUGCCGAAGGAGAUGACGAUGACCUUGGUGAAGAAGAUGCCGAGGGCGAAGACGACGACAUGGAUGUGGAUCCCAUUCCCCCUCCAGCACCUGUAAUCAAAGUCUCAAAGCCUCAAGCUAAGAGCACCCCUGUCGGCAAGUCAAAGGCCCCUACUAAAUCUAAUUUGAAGGCUGCCGCCUCUCAAGCUAAGGACAGCGACGACGAUGAGGAACUCAGUGAACUUGAAAGCGACGCCGACGAAAUUCAGGAUACUGUUAAAGUCGGAGGGGGCGACGAAGAAGACGCCGAAGGAGAGGAUGAAGAAAUCGAGGCAACUAAUAUCGCCGAGGACGACGAAGACGAUGAUAGUGACGGCGGCGCCGAAACCCCCGACCUCACACGAAUGACUAAACGACAGCAGGUACAAGCAAAGAAGCAUUUCACGGCUGAGGAACUCUCUAUGCGCCGUGCCGAGAUGGCUCGCCGACGUCGUAAUUUGAGUGAGAAGCGGAACGAGGAAGUCAAGAUGGAGACUAUAAAUAAGCUGCUUAAAAAGCAGGCCCCCAAGACUAACCGCAAGUCUCAACUUGCUGGAGAGCUGUCUCCUGAUGCUGAAUCUCGGAAACCUAAUCCGGUGUUUGUCAGAUGGAUUAGCAGCAAAGACGGUAGCCGAGUCGGUGUUCCUGAUGAGAUGCUUUCUGGGCCAUCCGGUAGAGUUUUCGUCCCAGGUGGCCUUGGGCGUGGGAAGAUGGUAGAGGAAGUCUCGUAG